Dendrobium catenatum is the source of this 1808-nucleotide messenger RNA. RefSeq names its product phosphoglycerate kinase, cytosolic. The record is from RefSeq and is a predicted model, not a curated record. Gene Ontology annotation, cellular component: cytosol. Gene Ontology annotation, molecular function: phosphoglycerate kinase activity; ATP binding; ADP binding. The coding region runs from base 81 to 1529 and encodes 482 amino acids. NCBI's taxonomy places the organism in Eukaryota, Viridiplantae, Streptophyta, Magnoliopsida, Asparagales, Orchidaceae. Gene Ontology annotation, biological process: gluconeogenesis; glycolytic process. The transcript has 6 exons.
CUGAUAUAUGCGAUAAGGAUCAACAUAACACAAAAUUCGACCAAAACCUUCCCUCUCCAUCCUCCGCAAGCUCACUAGCUAUGGCUUCUGCGGCAUCUCCGGCCUCUUUUUCACUCCUACCCUCAACCUCUUCCUCCUCAUCCAGUCGCCGUCUCUCUGCACCGGCCGCUGCUGCCGUAGUGCUGAGAUCUCCGGUGCGGCGUCUAGGCUUCGCCGGUGCAGCGGCAGACUCACUUCUAACGGCCCACGUGGCCUCUAAAAUCAGGGAGGUGGCGGGACGGAGCGGGCGGGGGCCAAGGGGGGUUGCCACGAUGGCGAAGAGGAGCGUCGGGGAGCUCACCGCGGAGGAUCUUAAGGGGAAGAAGGUCUUCGUUCGCGCGGAUCUCAAUGUUCCUCUUGAUGAGAAUCAGAACAUUACAGAUGAUACGAGGAUCAGGGCAGCGGUGCCAACUAUCAAGCAUCUAUUGAGCAAUGGUGCCAAGGUCAUUCUAUCGAGUCACUUGGGCAGGCCUAAGGGCGUUACACCUAAAUACAGUUUGUCUCCUCUUGUUCCCAGGCUAUCUGAACUCCUCGGGAUAAAGGUUCAGAAGGCUGAUGAUUGCAUUGGCCCUGAGGUUGAAAAACUGGUUGCUUCCCUUCCAGAUGGCAGUGUGCUACUGCUUGAAAACGUGCGUUUUCAUAAGGAAGAAGAGAAGAAUGAGCCCGAAUUUGCAAAGAAGCUUGCAUCUUUGGCUGAUCUCUUUGUGAAUGACGCUUUUGGAACGGCACACAGAGCACAUGCAUCAACUGAAGGAGUUACUAAGUUCUUGAAACCCUCUGUUGCUGGCUUUCUCUUACAAAAGGAACUUGACUACCUGGAUGGAGCCGUUUCAAACCCGAAGAGGCCUUUUGCUGCUAUUGUGGGUGGUUCAAAGGUCUCAUCUAAAAUCGGUGUUAUCGAAUCACUUUUGGAGAAAGUCGACAUCCUUCUUCUUGGUGGAGGCAUGAUAUUCACCUUUUACAAGGCACAGGGACUUUCUGUAGGUUCUUCCCUGGUAGAGAAUGACAAGCUAGAUCUUGCAACAUCACUUCUUCAGAAAGCCAAAUCAAAAGGAGUUUCGCUUUUAUUGCCUACUGAUGUGGUGAUUGCUGAUAAGUUCGCAGCUGACGCAGAUAGCAAGAUUGUGCCAUCAUCAGCCAUUCCUGACGGUUGGAUGGGCUUGGACAUUGGCCCAGAUUCAAUUAAAACAUUCAGCGAUGCUUUAGAUGCCACAAAAACUGUUAUCUGGAAUGGUCCUAUGGGAGUAUUUGAAUUUGAUAAGUUUGCAGUUGGAACUGAGGCAAUUGCGAAGAAGCUUGCGGAGCUUAGUGGUAAAGGUGUAACCACCAUCAUCGGAGGUGGUGAUUCUGUAGCUGCUGUUGAGAAAGUAGGAGUUGCUGAUAAGAUGAGCCAUAUCUCUACCGGCGGUGGGGCGAGCUUGGAGUUGCUAGAGGGCAAGGAGCUUCCCGGAGUUGUCGCUCUUGAUGAAGCUGUUCCAGUUGCUGCUUGAGCCAGGUUCUGCUUCUCUCGUCAAAAUUACUUAUUAUAUUUUUUUAAAGAUUCCUAGUAUUUAAGAGCCUCUUGUAGCUAAUCUUCUGAGGUUUACGAGAAUGAGGAUUAUUUUUCUGUCCAUCUAUAUAGCCUGCUGUGAAUUUGGGAAGAACAAAAUCCUGAGUGAACUUGUACGUUAUGUAGACUUUGCUACUUCACCUUUAUUUGUAACUGGUUUUGUUAUUAUGAAAGUCCAUUUGGAAAUAAAAGCAAGAUUAGAUUUUGGGGGAGAAGCAUA